CCAACCCUCCAAACCUCAAGACAGCAGCCACACCUCUGCACAGGGAUUAAGGCAAUGCUGAAAAGCCAGCCUGGUUGGUGCCAGCUCUCCCUGGGGACCCGUGUCUCCGUGCAGCCUCUGGAGCUGGGGAGGAGCACAGCCACAAGCGUGCCAAGAUUGGGACGUGCCCUGGGCCGGGGCUCACAGGGAACACCCAGUGCCUGCGGGAGCAACAGGACAGGCACUGAGCAGGACCCCAGCUCAGAACCCAUCCCUGCCCCACAGAGCCACUGAGCAGCUGAGUCCCUGUGGCACAGGAUGGCACCGGGGAGAGGGGCUGCUUCAGGCUGCGGGGCACGAGGGGUGUGUGUGGCUACCCAGGCUGCGCUCUGCAAGGCGGCAGCGGGGCACCGACAGCUGGUGCUGCAGUUGGGGGGCAGUGCUGAUGGCCCCCAGCUGCGUGAGGAGCGGCGCAGGAGGAGCGUGGAGGUGCGGGAGCUCAGUGUCGGGCUGCAGAGCGCACUGCUGGCGUGGCUGCAGCAAGCUGUGGGCCCCCAGGAGCAGCGAGAGCUGGAGCGGCUGUGGGUGCUCUUCCUCUCUGCCCUGGAGCUGUUCCUGCAGGACCUGUGCUGUGCCCACCACCUCUGCUGCACCUUCUCCCCAGGGAUGGGUGGUGUGACCCCACUGCGCACUGGGUUGGGGCGGUGGCGAGGUGGGGGUCCCGAGCUGCCCCCAACUCCCCCAUGCCUGGAGGAGGAGAUGGAGCAGGUGAGGGCAAUGAUGGUGGAGAUGGAGAGCACGGCCAACAUCCCACUAUGGACGGUGGAAUCCAUGCAUGUGGUGGGGCCAGAGGAGGGCACAGAGCCCACAUCCCACAGGCCAGGGCCUGGCACUGGGUCCUGCUGUAGGGUGCUGUGAGAGGGGGGCAGGAAGCGCAGGGCUGACUUGGCUCAGGAAGAUGGGAAGCCAUGUGCCCCACGAGCUGCCAACUGCAGGGCAAUAAUAAAGCCCCGCAUUACCUGA
Messenger RNA from Coturnix japonica (Japanese quail), 1002 nucleotides. Its product is annotated as regulator of G protein signaling 9-binding protein-like. The record is from RefSeq and is a predicted model, not a curated record. Lineage: Eukaryota; Metazoa; Chordata; Aves; Galliformes; Phasianidae.